AUGAAGCAUAUUGGGCUCAUAUUAGUUUUUCUACUAGCUGUGGCGACUUGCAAAGCUGAUGAAGAAAGUACUUGCAAAGAAACACUGUCAGCAUGUGGUCAUACUGAUCAAUUCAACAGUGGCAGUUUCGAAAAAGACUUCAUCUUCGGCGUUGCAUCUUCUGCUUACCAGAUUGAAGGUGGCGUAGGUCGUGGACUUAACGUUUGGGAUGGCUUCACUCACCGAUAUCCAAACAAAUCAGGAUCCGAUCAUGGAAAUGGAGACACUACUUGUGACUCAUAUUCGUACUGGGAGCUAAAUUACUCAAUGUAUACAUACGAGUCAUAUAAUAUGACAAAAGAUAUAGAGGCGCUGGUCGAACUCAAUGCUACUGGCUACAGAUUUUCCAUUGCGUGGUCAAGAAUCGUUCCAAGAGGAAAGAGGAGCAGGGGAGUAAACCAAGAAGGUAUUAACUACUACCGCGGACUCAUAAAUGGCCUCAUUGAGAAGGGCAUAACUCCUUUUGUUACGCUCUUUCACUGGGACCUUCCUCAAGCACUACAAGAUGAGUAUGAAGGUUUCUUGGACCCCCAAAUAAUAAAUGAUUUCAAAGAUUACGCAGAUCUAUGUUUCUAUGAAUUUGGUGAUAAUGUAACGAACUGGAUCACGAUCAACCAGCUCUACACAGUGCCUACUAGAGGCUAUGGAUUUGGAUCAGAUGCACCCGGUCGAUGUUCUCGAGCUCUUGACCCUACAUGUUACGCCGGAAAUUCUUCAACUGAACCCUAUAUCGUUGCACAUCACCAGCUUCUGGCUCAUGCCAUGGUGGUCGAUCUUUACAGGAAAAAUUAUACGUAUGUCCAGCCAAGUCCUAAUCAUCUUGAUUGGGCUAAUCACACUGCCAUGAUGGACGCAGGCGCAACGCUCACAUAUCGUAAUAUAAGUGGUCAUCCCAUUGGUCCACUGUUCACUGAAGACAAAGGUGACGACACCAAAAACACCUAUUACUACCCAGAAGGCAUUUCUUACGUAAUGGAAUAUUUCAAAACCAAGUAUUAUAACCCGUUAAUCUAUGUAACCGAGAACGGAUUCAGUACCCCCGGUGAUCAAACCCGUGAGGACGCUAAGCUCGAUUGCAAGCGGAUUGAUUAUCUCUCCAGUCAUCUCUCUUUUCUCAGUAAAGUAAUCAAGGAGAAGCAUGUCAACGUGAAAGGAUACUUUGCGUGGUCUCUUGGGGAUAAUUAUGAAUUCUGCAAAGGAUUUACCGUCAGAUUCGGACUCAGUUACAUUGAUUGGAAUAAUGUCACUGAUAGAGACCUCAAACAGUCUGGCAAAUGGUAUAAGAAGUUCAUUACCACCAAGGACCUUCCCAAGAAAGAUUUUCUCCGCUCCAGCCUCACCUUCGAGAAGAAGAAGAAGUUCGCAGAUGCAUGA
Molecule: messenger RNA, 1413 nt
Organism: Brassica napus (rape)
Lineage: Eukaryota; Viridiplantae; Streptophyta; Magnoliopsida; Brassicales; Brassicaceae
Product: myrosinase MA1-like
Exons: 11
Coding region: 1-1413 (470 amino acids)
Biological process (GO): carbohydrate metabolic process
Molecular function (GO): beta-glucosidase activity
Source: RefSeq, a predicted model, not a curated record